AAGAAAACUUCGGAAAUCAUCAGUCCCUCCAUGAGUUGCUUGCAUCUUUUCAUCAUGGGUAAGUAAUGAUAGAAUGUUUAAACCGUUUUCGGAACUGUAGCGUCAGAGAAGAGUAUGGAGAUCGUCGGAGUGCGAGGUGGAGCGGAAGCCGUUGUGAACUUGCUUGGCUUUGAAAUCACGGUUUUUGAUGAGAAAAUACAUGAUUUAUUGACGGACUUGAAUUGCACUAAAGAGUCUGUGGGUAGCCUCGUCAAUAUCUCAAUAACAACAUCUUCUGUUAGAUCAUUGAAUCUUGCCAUUCUUCGCAAGUUUGAUCAAAACAUCCCUGUCCAGUUGCAACAGCACCUGAAUACAGCUUAUAGGCACGCCAAGAUCAACUUCUGCGCCAUGCUCUCAUCACCUCCGUCUCGGAGAAUAUUACCCCAUACAUUGCUGCUGCUGCUACAGCCCAACAGGCGUGGGAAACCUUGGCCAAACUCUAUGCCAAUCGUUCCCGCACUUGGAAUUAGAGAAAUUGCUGCGUCUCUCCGAGCUCACGAUUCAUCUCUUUCCUUUGAUGAUUUGCAUGACCGACUUGUUGCUCAUGAAGAGAGCCUUCAUAGGGAAGACAAUCGAGUUGAUUUAACUCCAGCAACUGCUCACUUUGCUGCUGCCCCGAUGGCACCUCGCUCUGGUAUGCAUUCUUCCUUUUUUAUGGGUACCGGCGCCUCACAAAAUAAGAACUCUGUUUUUUUGCAGCCACCAAACCGUGGCAACAGGGGUGUCCAAAACUCCACCAACAGGAACUAUGGGAAUCGGAAGCGUGGCUUUGGACCCAGAUUCAAUAACAUACCUGGUAAUUUCGCGUGUCAGCUCUGUGGCCACACUGGGCACUUUGCCAAAAAUUGUCCAAAUUAUCGUGUGCAAGCCGUCAGUCUAAUGGCAAAUAUUGCAUCUUCCUCGGUCGCCUUCUCUGAUGACUGUCUCUUGGAUUCUGGGGCCAACAAUCAUGUUACUACUGACUUGACCAACUUAGCACUUCAUUCUGAAUACAAUGGACCUGAUGAACUACAAAUUGGCGAUGGUACAGGUUUGAAAAUCACCUAUGUGGGGCACUCCACGCUAUCCACUCCCACUUCUUCUUUACCUUUACGCAAUAUGGUCCAGGUAGUGUCCUCUCCGUUGCCCAAUGUCGCUACUGCCCCAUCUAUUCCCUCUACACCUGCUAUCCCGAAUGCUCCUCCUCCCCUUCAACCGUCCGUCCUUCACCCUACAUGCCCCACAUCUUCUCCCACUUUAGCACAUGGGCCCUCCAACUCCUCAUCCCUAGCUCACCUUCCUUCGGCAACCUCUCAUGCCACUUCAUCCCAUACCGCCUCCCCAUCUUCCAUAAACCGUGACAUUGAACCCACAUGUGUGACUCAAGCCCUUAAAGAUCCCAGUUGGCGACAGGCCAUGUCUGAUGAAUUUAGUGCUCUGGUUCGGCAAGGUACGUGGCAACUGGUUCCACCUGCCCCUACACAGCAUUUGAUUGGUUGCAAGUGGGUAUUUCGUUUAAAGAGGACUAAAAAUGGUACCAUUGAUCGCCAUAAAGCUCGCCUUGUGGCUAAAGGCUUUCAUCAACGCCCAGAACAAUUAUUCAUGAAACAACCCGCUGGGUUUGUGGAUCCUAAUUUUCCUGAUCAUGUAUGUAGGCUCCGGAAAUCCAUUUAUGGCCUUAAACAAGCUCCUCGGGCUUGGUUUCAAGAGCUUAAGGACUUCAUCUUGUCGCAGGGCUUUACACACUCCCGAUCAGAUACUUCGCUUUUUAUUUAUCACACAGCCUCUACUUGGAUCUAUUUUCUGGUGUACGUAGAUGAUAUUAUCAUUACUAGCAGUGACUCUACUGCCAUUCAUUCCCUGGUUCGUGUCAUGGGGGAUCGGUUUUCCAUCAAGGAUUUGGGCCACCUCAAUUUUUUUCUUGGCGUCGAGGCGAUUCCCACCAGUGGUGGUCUGUUCCUGUCGCAGCAUCGGUAUAUUUCUGAUCUCUUACAUCGUUUUCACAUGCAGGAUGCCAAGCCUGUCUCCACCCCUCUCGCCUCUACAUGCACUCUUCACCUUCACUCUGGCAAUCCUCUACCCGAUGGGUCUGAAUAUCUGCAGCUUCUGGGCUCCUUGCAAUAUCUGGCCAUGAUGCGUCCUGAACUUUCUUUCGCCGUCAAUUGGCUGUCUCAGUUCAUGCAUCAACCUACCAUUGUCCAUUGGCAGGCUGCUAAGCGGGUGUUGCGUUAUUUGCGGGGUACAUGCUUCCAUGGGCUUUUGCUCCGCCCUCAACCAUCAUUGUCUCUCCAUGCUUUUUCGGACGCCGACUGGGCCGGUGAUCGUAGCUCAUUUGUUAGCACCACUGGCUAUUUGGUUUUUUUGGGUUCCAAUCCCAUUUCCUGGCGUGCUGCCAAACAAAAAGCAGUUGCCAGAAGCUCUACCGAGGCUGAGUACAGGGCGCUUGCAGCUACUGCUUCUGAAGUGAUCUGGAUCAGUCACUUGCUCUCAGAAUUGGGUGUUUCUCCUCCGGCUUCCCCUGCCAUUUUCUGUGAUAAUGUGGGUGCUACCUACCUGAGCUUGAAUACCGUCAUGCACUCUCGCAUGAAACACAUUGCCAUUGAUCUUCAUUUCGUGCGAGACUUGGUUGAUAAACGGCUUUUGCAUGUCUCCCAUAUCUCCUCUCAUGAUCAACUGGCCGAUGGUCUCACCAAAUCUCUCUCAACAGCUAGCCUCUUCUGGUGGAGCAAGAAUGUCGAAAAACAAACGUAUGGCGAUCUUUCAUUUGCAGUGAUGCAAGCCAAUGAGGAUAUGGAGGAUAACAGCCUGGUUGAGAUUGGAUGGGUGGGAACCUUUGUUGGAGUUUAUGAUGGGCAUGGUGGUCCAGACACGUCGCUAUAUAUUACUGACAAUCUCAUUAAGAAUUUGACGAGGCUUGCUAAGGAAGGAAGAACAAUUUCUGAAGAUAUUGUUAAAAAUGCUGUUAUUGAAACUGAAAACGGAUUUCUCAAUCUUGUACGUCAAAGUUAUACUACAAAUCCAGAAAUUGUAGCAGUUGGGUCUUGCUGUCUGGUUGGAGUUAUAUGGAAAGGAACACUGUAUGUUGCAAAUGUGGGGAAUUCUCGAGCUGUAAUAGGUUCUUUGGAUAGAACAGGGAAGCUGGUUGCUGAGCAGUUGACUAUAGAUCACGAUGUAAAUUUUUGGGAGAUCAGAAAAGAAGUUGAGUCCUCACAUCCAGAUGAUCCAGAUAUUUUAGUCGAGAAAUAUGGAACAUGGAGUAUUAAAGGCAGGCUUGAGGUUUCUAGAGCUAAUGGUCAUGCGAACAUGAAGGCACUGGAGCACCCUAUCCCCCGACUCUCUCCUCGACCUCUUCUAACAGCAGAACCAUCAACCCUUACAAGGGUUUUGCAAACCAGUGAUAAGUUUCUCAUUUUUCCAUCUGAUGGGCUUUGGGAAUUUUUGACGAAGGAGCAGGCUGUUCGUAUUGUGAAUAAAUACCCACACAAAGAAAUUGCAAACAGACUUAUCAAAACAGCUUUAAUGAAGGCAGCUAAGAAGAGGCAGAGGAGCUUUGAUUAUCUUAUGCAUGUUCCAAAAGGCCAGGAGAGGAGGUAUUUCCAUGGUGAUCUCACAGUUGUUGUCAUCUUCAUAGAACCUGAAUUGCUGGAAAAUGAGGGCGAUUACCAAUCAGCACAAGUUGCUGUUCGUGGAUUUAGUGAUGAAACUUCAGUAUCAUCGUUUAACAAUGAAUUAGCUGGUAGAUCCCUCCUUGUCUACCAUUUGAAAGGACAGGUUCAAGUUCAAGUUCCAAUCCACAAGCUGCCAAAAUGAGACCAACUACAAGUCCACCGAUUGAAGAGACUGGGUUAGGGAUGAGGCAACCAUGCAUCUUCCAAAGAUUGGUUCAGCAAGCCUUUUUUUCAUUUUUGUGAGCGCCAAGUAUUGUUUUCUUCGGAUUUUAUUUUUAUUUUUUUACAUUAACCGACUAUCCCUGCAUAAAAUAGUGAGGCUUCU
Molecule: messenger RNA, 4011 nt
Organism: Rubroshorea leprosula
Lineage: Eukaryota; Viridiplantae; Streptophyta; Magnoliopsida; Malvales; Dipterocarpaceae
Source: the annotation of a GenBank genome assembly